Messenger RNA from Harmonia axyridis, 4098 nucleotides. It is a transcript of the gene LpR1, whose product is annotated as very low-density lipoprotein receptor-like. The record is from RefSeq and is a predicted model, not a curated record. The transcript is spliced from 2 exons. Gene Ontology annotation, molecular function: calcium ion binding; protein binding. NCBI's taxonomy places the organism in Eukaryota, Metazoa, Arthropoda, Insecta, Coleoptera, Coccinellidae. Bases 483 to 3164 code for a protein of 893 amino acids.
GAAUAUCGUUAACAGAGGAAAAACUGUUUAAAAAAGAUCACGAUUGUGUAAUCAAUGAGUAAUAAAGUUUGAUGUGGAUACUGGUUAACUCAGAUGACAGAUAUCUAUUAACCACAGCCACAGCAUUACCUACCAAUAAGCUGAGCUUGAGCAGGAAUGAAUUCACAUCACCUGAUUGACGUUGUAGAUGAUAUUUAAUUAUUGGUGUCCAAGGUUUUGUCCUUGCUGGUGAAUAACACGGCAUACUACGAAGUUCGUCAAUCGGGAUUUCGAAAAUCCAAUGAAAUUUCUCAAUUUUUCAUAUCUUCCAACCCAUUGAAAGAUUCAUUAUGAUUGUUCCAUCAUUAUGAUAAAUAAAUUGCUAAAAUUUGCAUAAGGAAAUUGCUGAAGUUGGGAAACAAGUUUCAUUUGAAUGAGGAUAUUAAUGGAGGCGACAACCAAAAGAUAAGGUUUCUCAAGAAGGUGAAAAAUUGUCAAUAAUAAUGUUGAAAGCAAUGGGCAUGAGAGCAAUUUUCUUGUUUGUGUUUGGCUGCAUGGUAGGUUUAGUGAACAGUGCAUAUCCAACAACCGAAUCUAUUGGAAACAAUAUCAUGCCAUGUUCUUUAAGACAGUUUACUUGUGCGAAUAAAGAAUGUAUAGCAAUCUCAUUUUUUUGUGACGGUGAGAAAGACUGUAAAGAUGGUUCAGACGAGGAUCCAGUCGCUUGCUCAAACUCUAAAAAUGCUACCUGUGCCGAAGACGAGUUCAAAUGUGUGAUCAAUGGUACUUGUAUGCCAAUUCACUGGCAAUGUGACGGAGAUAAAGACUGCAGUGAUGGUAGUGAUGAAGACGAACAAAUGUGCCAAAAUAGAAGCUGUGGUCCAGAUCAAUUCACCUGCCGCUCAACUUCUGGUGAAUGUGUUCCUCUAAUUUGGAUGUGUGAUGGUCAUAAAGAUUGUAACGAUGGAAGUGAUGAAUGGACAUGUAAUGAAACUUGUAGAUCAGACGAAUUCACAUGUGCCAAUGGUGAUUGUAUACAAAAAAAAUGGAUGUGUGAUUCUAUGGAUGAUUGUGGAGAUGGUUCUGAUGAAAAAGAUUGUCCCAUAAGAACUUGUGAUCCUAAAACAGAAUUCCAAUGUAAUGAAAGCCACUGCAUACAUUUGAAAUGGAGAUGCGAUGGUGAAAAAGAUUGCAUAGAUGGCAGAGAUGAAAUGAAUUGUACUGGUGGUGAAAUUGAACUACCCAUUUGUGGUCCUGAUGAAUUUCAGUGUAAUGAUAAAAUAACCUGCAUUAAAAAAGCGUGGUUGUGUGAUGGUAAAAAGGACUGUUGGGACGGAGGAGAUGAAUCACCAACAAUUUGUCCAAAUAUUACUUGUCGUGCGGACCAGUUUCAAUGUAGGGAUAAGACUUGCAUCAAUGGUCAUCUCCAUUGCUCGGGUCACCCAGAUUGUGCUGAUGGAAGUGAUGAACUGGAUUGCGGUUUAACAGUCGCUAGGUGCAACCCGAAAACCCACUUUGACUGUGGUGGUGGUAGUUGUAUUCCUCUAUCACAAGUCUGUAACAAUCAACAAGAUUGUCCUAAAUGGGAAGAUGAACCUACUGACAAAUGUGGUACGAACGAAUGUUUGAUUAACAAAGGGGGGUGCUCUCAAAUAUGUGUAGAUAUGCCAAUAGGCUAUCAUUGUGAAUGUAAAUCAGGCUAUAAGCUAGUAGAUAACUCUACUUGUAGAGAUAUAAACGAAUGUGAGAUUCCAGGCAGUUGUUCCCAAAUUUGUAUCAAUGAGAAUGGAGGAUUCAAAUGCGAUUGUGAAAAAGGCUACCUCAGAGAUCCAAGAAAUUUGACAAAAUGUAAAGCUAUUGAAGGUCAUGCUUCUUUAUUAUUUGCAAAACGAAGGGACAUACGUAAAAUAUCACUUGACCACCACGAAAUGACUAGUAUAGUUGAUAACACUAACUCAGCCACAGCUUUGGACUUUGUUUUUCGAACAGGAAUGAUUUUCUGGAGUGAUGUAACAGAUAAAAAAAUAUAUAAAGCUCCAAUUGAUGAAGGUAACGAUCAAUCAACAGUUAUAGAUCAAGAUAUCACAACUUGUGAUGGUUUGGCUGUAGACUGGAUUUACGAUCACUUAUACUGGACUGAUACAGGCAAAAAUAGCAUCGAAUUGGCUAAUUUCGAUGGAAAAAUGAGGAAAGUUCUGAUUCAAGACAACUUGGAUGAGCCAAGGGCCAUUGCUCUGAAUCCUAUAGAAGGCUGGAUGUUCUGGACAGAUUGGGGCGCCAAGCCAAAGAUUGAGCGAGCUGGAAUGGAUGGAUCUCAUCGUCAAACUAUAGUAUCAUACGAUGUCAAAUGGCCUAAUGGUUUAACAUUAGAUUUGAUGAAGAAACGUAUCUAUUGGGUGGAUGCGAAACUAAACAUCAUAUCAUCUUGUGAUUAUAAUGGCAGCAAUAGAAGAAUCAUUUUGAAUACUGCAGAGUAUCUACGACAUCCAUUUUCAAUCACAACAUUCGAAGAUUGGGUUUACUGGACUGACUGGGACAAAGCUGCUGUGUUUAAAGCUAACAAAUUCACAGGUGGGGAAGUGCAGUCGGUAACAUCCUCUUUUGAAGUACAAAAUCCCAUGGUGAUCCAUGUGUAUCACCCUUAUCGUCAACCAGAUGGGGAAAAUUACUGUCAAGCAGUUAAUGGUCACUGUUCACAUUUAUGUCUACCUGCACCUCAAAUCAACAAGCAUUCUCCAAAGAUAUCAUGUGCUUGUCCUGAAGGAUUAAGAAUGUUGCCAGAUAGUUUAACUUGUGUUCAAGAUGAAAUAUCAACUACUACAGAUCAUGAAAAAGUUACUAAUAGAACCAUUCAAACUAAACCUUAUAUUCCUAAGAAUACCAACAAAACUAAAGAACACAAUGAAAUGGCUGAUAAUUCUGGUGUUAUAGCUGGAGUUGCUAUUGCAAUCACUCUGAUAGCUUUGACUAUCCUUGGUAUCAUUUUAUAUUGCAUAUACAGACAUUAUGCAGAUAGGAACAUAACAUCCAUGAAUUUCGAUAAUCCUGUUUAUCGGAAAACAACUGAAGAUCAAUUCUCAUUAGAAAAAGGUAAAUUUCAGCCAACAAGACCAUAUCUUAGUACCGUCGGGGAAGAAGCUCAACAUCCCCUUACCAGUGCCAACACAAACGACCUUCCUUAUUAGUUCAUUUAUCAUGAGAGUCCAAAUUUUUACCAAAAAGUAUUCUAGCAGAGAAUUUCAAAACAAGCAGAUCUUGAAUAUUUCUCUCUUAUAUUAUAUAUAGCUUUUUUUUUGGAUAAAAUUUUCUUCUAUGGUUGUUGCCAAACAAACGUACUAAGUGUGUAUCAAUUUUUAAGGAUAUACUGAAGCAUAUAUUUAAAUAUUCAAUGUUUAAUUGUAUCAGGCUCAAGUUAAGAGUUUCUGCCCAAAGAAUUAUCGUAGUUGUAGUUGUGAAUUUUUCUAAUUUAUAUAAUUUAUUAUAAGUAGUUGAUAUUGAAUUUAUGAUUCUGCAGUAAUAGUUGAAAUGAAUUUGUUUCAUUAUGCUUUCUCUGUGAUAUUUGAAAAUCCGGUGCAUGAAUAGAACUAAAUUCAAUUAGUCACUAAAUUACAUGUAUUUGUGAGUUUUUAAACAAAAGCGUUGUUUUUUCUCCAGAAAUUUGUUUUUUUUUUGUACCCAGUGGUUAUGGAUAAAAGUGUAAAUCAAUAUUUAGGGAAAUUAGAUGGAAUUAUAGGAUAAUUUCUAUAGGCUGCAUUAGAUCAAUGAGUUUCAUGUUCCUAGUUUUCAAUUUAACUUUUCACAAAUAUUUCUCUAAUAAAUAAUUUCAGUGUGAGCUGCUCAAUCAUAUCUAAUGUGGUUAAAAUGUGUUAAUAAGAACUCUAUGGAACUGUGAUUAUUAUUUAAGUUACAUUUAUAAUUCAUCAGAGAUAUUUAUUCAGAACUUGCUACAAUAUAAUUCUUUUUUUGUUUUUCAUUAUCCUUACUGAUACAUUAGUAUUAAUAAGUUCUUGCCUAAUUAAAUGCCUUUGUGUUUUUAGUGUACAUAAUAAGUUAUCCAUAUUUUAUGUAUUUUUUAAAUUGUUUUAUUUGUAAUUUGUGCAAAUACAUGUAAAAAACACA